This is a messenger RNA of Vitis riparia (riverbank grape), 1071 nucleotides long. RefSeq names its product protein FAR1-RELATED SEQUENCE 5-like. Gene Ontology annotation, biological process: regulation of DNA-templated transcription. The coding region runs from base 1 to 1071 and encodes 356 amino acids. The transcript has 3 exons. Lineage: Eukaryota; Viridiplantae; Streptophyta; Magnoliopsida; Vitales; Vitaceae. The record is from RefSeq and is a predicted model, not a curated record.
AUGCGUAGAAGUGAAAUUAAAGACGGUGAUGCAGAAGCGGCAUUGGCUUAUUUGUGUGGAAAGGCAGAAAUGGAUUCUUCAUUUUUUUAUAAAUUCAACAUUGAUGAAGAAAGUCGACUAGCAAAUUUGUUUUGGGCUGAUUCAACUUCUCGAAUGGAUUAUGCGUGUUUUGGAGAUGUCCUAGCAUUUGACACAACCUAUAGGACAAAUGCCUAUAAAAAGCCUCUAGUAGUGUUGGUCGGUGUUAAUCAUCACCACCAAACUGUUGUAUUUGGUUGUGCGUUAUUGAUGGAUGAAAGUGUUGGGACAUAUGAAUGGGUGUUGGAGACAUUUCUUGAGGCAAUGAUGAAUAAGAAACCCAUAUCUGUUGUAACCGAUGGGGAUAAAGCUAUGCGUAAGGCAAUUAAAAAAGUAUUACCCGAAACGUGUCAUCGAUUGUGUUCAUGGCAUUUGCAACGAAAUGCAUUCACGAAUGUGCAUAUUAAGGACUUCUCAAGCAUAUUUGCAAGGUGCAUGUUCAUGCGUGGGAAUGAAGAAGAAUUUGAAAAGGUUUGGCAUGAAAUGGUUGCAAAUUUGGGACUUAAUGAGAAUCGUUGGGUGACCGAGAUAUAUGGGAAACGUAAAAGAUGGGCAGAGGCGUAUUUACGUGGAAAUUUCUUUGGAGGGAUGAGAACCACACAAAGGUGUGAGAGUAUGAAUGCAUAUCUAAAUAGAUUCUUAAAAAUUCGCUUGCGACUGUAUGAGUUUGUACAACAAUUUGAUAGAGCCAUAAUGAGAAUACGGCAAAACGAGGCAAAGGCAGAGUUCGAGUCGAACAAUUCUUCACCAGUGCUUUCAACCAAACUAUCCAUAAUUGAAAAUCAUGCUGCGACGGUAUACACGAAAGAAUCUUUUAUUAAAUUUCGUGAGGAGAUGAAAAAUGCAGAGUUAUUCUUUGUGGUAGGUCUUGGAAUGUUAGGGGAGCAUUUGUCGAAUGAACGAUCUGACAUGUACAUAGAUUGUGGUGAACUUAAUAAUCUGAAAAAAACAAUGGAAUGUGCAUGUGCAGAUAGCAGGAUUUCAGCAACAUGA